UGGUGUGGCGGAGCGUUCUGGCAGUCGAACCUGCGAGAAAUCUGGGUUGGCUAGUACACUAAAAUAAGACCACGUGUCAGUGAGCUUAUUCAUUGGUUUAUAGCAACAGGUUUUGGGGAAGCGCCAAAAUAAUCUAACCUCAUUCAACAUUACGUUCGAGCAGGCCACAAAGAGAUAUAAUUUUUUUUUAUAAUCUCAACAUGCCUAAAAGGAAGGAUCCCAACAAGCCUAAAGGCGUGAAAUCUGCAUAUAUAUGUUUUACAGAGCAUGAGAAAAAGGAAUAUGAUAAAAAAGGUGAAUCAAUACCAUUUGCUGAAAUGUCAAAAUUGUGUGGGGCGAAAUGGAAGGAGAUGACUGAAGAUGAUAAAGCCCCAUUCUAUAAGAUAUCGGACACUGACAGAAAACGUCACGAGAAAGAAAUGGAGAGUUAUAUACCUCCAAGUGAUAGUGAUUCUGAUGAUGAUAGGCAAAAAAAGAGAAAGAAAAAGAAGGAAAAAGAUCCUAACGCACCAAAGAGAAAUGUCUCUGCAUAUUUCCAUUUUGCUGCAGAUAAACGACCGAAAAUAAGGGAAGAAUUUAGCGAUUUAAGUAUAACGGAAGUUGCAUCGAAGAUAGGCGAGGCUUGGAGAAACUUAGCUGCAGCAGAUAAAAUUCCAUACGAAAAGUUAGCUGCGGAAGAUAAAGAACGGUAUUUAAGAGAAAUGAAAGAUUACAAUGCGUCCAAAUAGCGAAUUUGCCUUUUAGCAAUAUAAAUCUCUAAAGUGUGAAAUGGUUUUUGCACGGAUUUGUAAAUAUGGAAAUAGCUAUGUUUUUUAAUAUAGUGAGCAGUAAUAAUUUGCGAAUGAAGUAUAAUUUCUUAUCAGUGUUGGAAUUUUACUGCUUGAAAACUCUCAUUGUAUUUAUUGUACAAUAGUUUAAAUUUAAUAUGGCGUAAGUUGUAAAAAAACGCCUGGAUUAAUGUUUAACUGGUUUCAUAUUUAAAUAAAUUGAACUAAUACUUUUAAAA
Messenger RNA from Hydractinia symbiolongicarpus, 1006 nucleotides. RefSeq names its product high mobility group-T protein-like. The record is from RefSeq and is a predicted model, not a curated record. Bases 201 to 728 code for a protein of 175 amino acids. The transcript is spliced from 2 exons. Lineage: Eukaryota; Metazoa; Cnidaria; Hydrozoa; Anthoathecata; Hydractiniidae. Gene Ontology annotation, molecular function: DNA binding, bending. Gene Ontology annotation, biological process: regulation of transcription by RNA polymerase II.